UAUCCACAACACAUUCAUUCACAUAAGGGAGAGCUACUUCCAGAGUCAAGUCAGAGAGCACCCGUGCGUUUGCCAGAGGAACAUCACUUCUUCUUCCUCUUCAUCUCUUUGUAGAUAUUUGCUUUUUGGGGAAAGGUUUUAUACUAAGUUAGAGGACACAAUGAUCUUUUUGAUUUUGGGGAUGAUUCUCACUUUCAGUCAGAUUGGGAGGAAUCCUGCCAGUGCCGGGAUGUGCUGGCUGCAGCAGAGUCAAGAACAAAGGUGCGACAUGGUGCUGAUGAGAGGGGUGACCAGAGAAGAGUGCUGUGCCGGCGGCCGCCUGGACACGGCGUGGUCCAACACCAGCCUGCCCAUGAAUGAGGUCAGCCUGCUCGGCUUCCUGGGCAUUGUCUCCUGCAAGCCGUGCAAAGAAACAUGCGAGGGAGUCAAAUGCAGCGCCGGCAAGGUUUGCAAGAUGAAGACCGGAAGGCCUCAGUGUGUGUGCUCCCCGGACUGCUCUCACAUUACCCGGAAGCAUGCUGUGUGCGGCAGCGACGGGAAGUCGUACAAGGAUGAGUGCGAUCUGCUGAUGGCCCGCUGCAUGGGACACCCGGACCUGGAGGUCAUGUACCAAGGCGACUGCAAAAAGUCAUGCUCCAACGUGGUGUGUCCGGGAACUCACACCUGCGUGACCGACCAGACCAACAGCGCCCACUGCGUCAUGUGCCGCACCACGCCCUGCCCGAUACCCAUGCCGUCCGAGCAGGCGAUCUGCGGCAACGACAACAUCACCUACCCGAGCGCCUGCCACCUCCGCAGGGCCACGUGCUUCCUCGGCCGCUCCAUAGGAGUCCGCCACUACGGCAACUGCAGCAGUCCACCCCGGAAAGCCCACAUUUUCGAUGGCAGCGAGGAAAACGCAGUCUAGACGCACGAACAUGACAAGCUUCACGCCACUAGUUUCCCAUGAUGACCUCUCUCGUUUGACAAUCACUCACCCUCGUACACAAAAUUUGACGUUGGAAGACGCACAUUAGCCUAACUGCCUCAAAAAUUCAAAAGAAAAAAAUCUAUUUGUGUCCGUUUGUUAGGGUAAUAGAUGUUUGGGUAACGGAGGCAGACGAAUGCAGAUGGAGACACAGAUAUAUCUGUCGAGCUCUUUGGGAGAUGUGUGCAUAUUGUAAAUAGAAUAGCAGUACUAUUUAUUGGAGAAGGUAUCAAACUCUAUUUAUGGUUUUAUUCCAGUAACACAAUCAUUUAUCCUUCGGAAAGCUGAUGAAAAAAAAAACAAAAAAACAAGAAAAAAAAGCUGUAUUUAUUGUUUUUGUUUAUUGUACAAUAGUGGUCACUGGCAUUUGCAUUUUACAACUUUCUAGUCUCCACUCCCCACAAGCAAACUGUUUUCCCUCAAGCUGAUGGAAAGCAGUGCUAAUUUGUUUGGAAAGCUGAUACCACAUUAUAGCCAGCCAAUGUGGUUUCAAUUCGCCACAAACAUGACAACUACAGCUCUACUGUAUGUAUUUUAGCCUGAGCUCGGAUGGUGAAGCAAGCGGUUUCAGCCUAAACAAACCUGUAUAGUCUCGCUUCCUCUCCCUCCUCACCCCCUCCCACACUUGUUUACUCUGGGUCCCGGUCCAAGCUCUUGGCCACCCGCUGAUCACGAAAAUUUAAAGUUUUGUUGUGUUUUUAGGAGUCUCAGAAGACUGUUGGUAAAACCCCAAGCCCUGGACAAUACCUCCUUUGUUGAAUGCUUGGCUUUGUUUUGUAAAUGCAUUUUUGCAGGUCAUGCUAGUUUGCUCUGAUGCUGUUUUGCUGCUUUGAUUUGAUUGGAUUUUGUUUUUUUUAAAGAGCUCGCCUGGACAGACAAAUGUAAUUAGCACCGCCUGACUAAAAGGAAAAUUAAAUUUGUCUGGGAAUGGACCGCGAUCUGGGCCAACUUAACAUACCUGAUUAUAGUGCCAUCGGAACUGAGUCAAUCUGCUGUUGACACUGAGAGAAAAUGGUCAAGUGAUCCAAAUAAAUCAAAACUCAAGGUGCACGUCUGGAUAAUUUAAAUAGUCCUAAGUGUGUACUGGAACAUUUCAGUGAUUCCUCUGUAAAUAGCAGUCUGAUGUGUACCUAGCUGUGUACCUAACUGUGAAAUUUGAAUGAUAAAUGUACCAACAUAUUUUUGUAUUUUUGUACUGCCAUUUAAAAACAUUAUAAAGUUUAAUAUUUGUCA
This is a messenger RNA of Mugil cephalus (flathead mullet), 2200 nucleotides long. It is a transcript of the gene fstl3, whose product is annotated as follistatin-like 3 (secreted glycoprotein). Lineage: Eukaryota; Metazoa; Chordata; Actinopteri; Mugiliformes; Mugilidae. Gene Ontology annotation, biological process: regulation of BMP signaling pathway; cell differentiation; negative regulation of activin receptor signaling pathway. The transcript is spliced from 5 exons. The record is from RefSeq and is a predicted model, not a curated record. Gene Ontology annotation, molecular function: activin binding; protein binding. The coding region runs from base 161 to 907 and encodes 248 amino acids.